Messenger RNA from Rhinolophus ferrumequinum (greater horseshoe bat), 4474 nucleotides. It is a transcript of the gene FUT7, whose product is annotated as fucosyltransferase 7. Gene Ontology annotation, molecular function: alpha-(1->3)-fucosyltransferase activity. Gene Ontology annotation, cellular component: membrane. NCBI's taxonomy places the organism in Eukaryota, Metazoa, Chordata, Mammalia, Chiroptera, Rhinolophidae. Bases 2800 to 3828 code for a protein of 342 amino acids. The record is from RefSeq and is a predicted model, not a curated record. The transcript has 3 exons.
CCUGCCUGCCUGGACUCCUGCUCUGUGGCCUUGGGCUGGCCGUCUGCUGGGAGCCUGUCUCCCUUUGUACACGGGUGCAUGAGGUGGAAGGGGGUGGGUGCAGGCAGCUGGGAACCUGUGUGAGAUGAGGGCAGGCUGAUGAGCGUCACACAUGCACUGUCAUUUCAUCCGAGCCAUUCUCCGGAGACAGCCACGGAGAAAACAGGUGCAAAGACACGAAGUCCUUGCUCGUGGGCAAAGGUGGCCUGGCACCCAGCGGGGUCUGGUCCAGGCCAGUCUACCUCGCUGGACCCUGCAGACCCAGGGCCAGGAGGUUCCCCUGGAGCUCUGGGCUCAGUCCCUGGGAUCCUGACAAUAGCCUUUCCAACCUCCUGCUGGCCUGACUGGGGCGGAAAGUGAUCACCGGUGUACCCUCUUUUCUACCUUCUCGGGAGUCCCUAGCCUGUCCCUGGACGCCCUGUUUCUAUUCCCCAGGGCCCCAGUGAAAAGGGCCCCCCCUUCCAGUGGCAGCUGCAGUGAGAGGGGAGCCAGCAGGCCUGGGUCAAGGAAGGGAGGGCAGGGGACUGGGAUUGUCUGGGGAGUGGGGCCUCCCUUAGCUCACUUACCUGGCACAGUGCCCUGAGCAGCUCAGCACCCUGCUGCCCACCUGGCUUUCAGGGUUUCUGUUGGCCCCAAGCUUGCUCAGACAGAGCCAGCCCCUGCUUUUGUCCGAAUUCCUACAACCCUCUUUCUCUAAGUGUGGGGCUUAGGGCCAGGGGAGGCCCUGGCUUCAUAGGGUCUCUGGAGACCCCAAUCCUGGGCAAGUCUGAUCCUGAGUCUCCCAGGUGUACAGCACAGAGGAGUGGGUCUUGGGUCUCAGUGCAGAACAGAAGGGGUGAGUUAAAUGUGGGAAUGGUGUGUAGGUCCCUGGAGGGGCUGCCAGCAGAUUCUGGAGCCCCUCCUGGACCAGAUGUGGGUGUGCCCCCAGCCUGGGCAGGAGGAGAAAGGAGUGAGAGAGGGCGGCUCGCUGGCUGCAGGCGUGCCUGUGCCCUGGAGGCAGUCCAACUCACCGCCCCUCCUACUGUCUGCUUCAGCUAGCUCCCAACACUACCCUACUACUGCUCCCUUGACUGCGUCCCAACCUGGGGGCCCCCUGGCCACCUGCCAGCUUCUGUGCACCCAUCUUCCCAAAGGAAUACCCUGAACUGCUAUCCCCACCCUCUCGUUGAGAAUAAAUUGCGCUCUGGCUCCCUCUGCUGCCUUCACCCCCUGGCAGCCAGGUGGCUCUGGAGCACCACCACCAGGCGGCCUUUGGGUCUCGUGUCUGGGCUCUGCCCUGCUUAGGCCAACCCUUGGAGUGGGCAGGUGGGCAGCUAGGUUCUGGCCCUCUCUCCCUGAGGCGCCCCUUGGUCUGGGGCUCGGUGGCCUCCCUCCUGCUGCCCAAGGUGCUGUCAUCUGCAGGGGCCAGUGGUCGGGAGGCUAGCCACCUGCCCUCUGGCCCUGCACAGCCCCUGGUUUUGGUUUUAAUUGGUGCCCAUUGGGAGGCUGGCCUGGAGCAGGCCCAAGGGCUCAGCUACGGGAGUGACAGAGGGUUCCUAAUUCUGAGAUGCUCACGGGCUGUGGAGCUGGACUUGGGUGCCCGCCUGCGUCCCACUGAGUCACAAGGCCUGGGAGGAGAUGGCAGGAUAAGGCCCCCGACUUUUCCUUUGACUCAUGUUCUCUCACCUUCUUUCCUCCAAGAGCCUCUCAUUCUGACCCAUUUCUGGGCCAAACCUCAGAGCCCCAUUUCCCAGCCAGCAGGUUCUCACAGCUGGGGCCCUGUGGCUGCCAACACGAGCUGGUGGGCUGUGCUGGGGGAGCCACCGAGCUAGGGCGGAGGUGGGGAGACUCCUUCGAAUCCACCCAGGAAGGGAGCAAGCGGUGGGUGUGGGUGAGGCCUCUGGCAGGGGCCCAGGCCAGCCUGGCAGUGCAAACAGGAAGAGCAGAGGUGCUGGCAGCCAGAAGCCAGGUCGCUAACAGGCUGCAGCAGGAUCAGCUCCUUCCUGCGUACCCCCACCGUCUGCUGGGUGUCCGCCAUAGGGACAGAGAGGAGGAGGUGGGCUGAAGUGAGGCCCGAAGCAGGCUGUGGCUUCUCUGGGACCCCCCUGCCAGGAAAGAGAUGCCAGGGUGGGACCAAAGACCCAGUGCCACUGUGGUCAUCUCCCCAAACAUUGGGGCUGGAAGGGUUGGGGGCUGGUGACAGUCACCCACUCUUGUCAGGCCCUGAUGAUGGCCAGUGGGAUCCAGGCCUGGCUGUUGCUUCCACACCUUGGGUCUGCCAGAUGGUUUCCAACAGAUCCCACAGCCCUCCCUCCCCUCCUUCCGUAUUGCACAAGGCCCCACCGCAGCUCGGAGGUUUUGCAGGGGGUGGGGAGCCUCAGAGGGGCCAAACUGCCCCCUCUCCUGGACUUGCCUCUGUGUCCCCCAGGGGCCUGCUGUCAGCUCCCCGGUUCCUGCCCUGAUGGCAAUCUGGUUCCCACUGGGGGGCAGGAGCCGGAGAAGGCCAGCAUCCCUGAGGGGAGCAGGGUAGGGAUGGCAGGCCACAGGGAGACCCACAGGAUGGCACAGGUGGCAGACCUGGCUAACGGUUUCUGGUUGCUGUUCCUGUUACGACAUCCGGCCCAUAGCCUCCAAGAACCUGACCGACCUGAGACCUCCCUGACGCUGAGCAGGAAGGCUGGGAAUUGCCCUGCCAUAUCCAGGACCAAGGCACCUCUGCCUGGUGGCUGCCGUGAUUUGAAAGCGUGGGGCUUCUUGGGUGACUGAUUCUGGGAGCUGUAGAUGAAUAAUGCCGGGCGUGUCUCCAUCCAGAAGCUUCGAGCCCUGGGGGGCCUGGCCGGGGUGGUCCUGCUCACAGUCCUCUGGCUGCUGUGGCUACUCCGCUGGGCCCCUGGAGCAAUCCCGGCACCCCAGCCCACACUCACCAUCCUCAUCUGGCACUGGCCCUUUGCCAACCGGCCCCCAGAGCUGCCCAGCAACACCUGCAGCAGCUACGGCGUGACCCACUGCCACCUGAGCACCAACCGCAGCCUGCUGGCCAGCGCGGAUGCCGUGGUUUUCCACCAUCGCGAGCUGCAGGCCCGGGGGGCCCGCCUGCCCCUGGCGGAGCGGCCACAUGGGCAGCCCUGGGUGUGGGCCUCCAUGGAGUCGCCCAGCCACACUCGCGGCCUUGGCCGUCUCCAGGGUAUCUUCAACUGGGUGCUCAGCUACCGCCGUGACUCAGACAUCUUCGUGCCCUACGGCUGCCUGGAGCCCCGCGAAGGGCCUGCACCACCGCUACCAGCCAAGAACGGAGUGGCUGCCUGGGUGGUCAGCAACUUCCAGACGCGGCAGCGGCGUGUGCAGCUGUACCAGCAGCUGGCGCCUCACCUGCCGGUGGACGUGUUUGGCCGGGCCAACAGGCGGCCACUGUGCAGCGACUGCCUGCUGCCCACCGUGGCCCGCUACCUCUUCUACCUGGCCUUUGAGAACUCUCAGCACCCAGACUACAUCACUGAGAAGUUCUGGCGCAACGCACUGGCAGCCGGCGCCGUGCCCGUGGUGCUGGGGCCCCCCAGGGCCACCUACGAGGCCUUCGCACCGCCUGACGCCUUCGUGCAUGUGGAUGACUUCGGCUCGGCGCGAGAGCUGGCUGCCUUCCUCACUGGCAUGAACGAGAGUCAGUAUCGGCGCUACCUUGCCUGGCGACACCGGCUCCGCGUGCGGCUCUUAGGUGACUGGCGGGAGCGCUUCUGUGCCAUCUGUGCCCGCUACCCCCACCUCCCCCGGGACCAGGUCUACCAGGACCUCCAAGGCUGGUUCCAGGCCUGAACUCUGCGGGCAGAGGAGGCAAGGCCGACUGGGAGCAGGCAGUGUGGGUGGACAGCUGGGUGUUGAAAUCAAACCACCAGGCAUCCGGCCCCCCAGGAAACCAUCAUGCUAAUGUGGAGGCUGGGGUGGGAGGCCAGUGAGCAAGGAUGCGGGAGGAGUGGGCAGGUCUGGGCAAGCUGCCUAGAGGAAGAGGCUGGUGGGCACUGGAGCAGGCAUUCGGGGGCAGAAGUGAGAGCAGGGAGGGAGUUCGUGGAGGUGCAUGUUUCUGAGGCUCAUUGAAGACCAGAGGCUGCUGAGGCCCUCCCUCCCCACCAAGAUCAAAUCUUGGGUGGGUCAAAGCUCAACCCUUGACGUGGGCAUGUGAUGAUGUGGGCUGAGACAGGCUAGAGCCAGGGCCCCUGGGGCUGAAGACACGUCACCCUGUGGUUUGUGGGGAUGAAACCUGGAUCCCCUGAACCUCCUCUGUACCCAAGGUCCCCAGGAUGUGCAGGCACGUUGUGUGCCCCGCUCACAAUUCUGGAUCCCCAGUAUGUGGACCUGUGUAGGGUGGGGCACUGGCCUGAGCGAGCCAGGUGGUUCUGGGCUUUUUGCAGCCUGCAGCCCACUCGGGGAGGGGCCAUUAAUCAAUAAAAAAAACAAAGGACAA